UGUGUUUCGAAUCUCAACAAUCAAUCGAAUUUCGAACCUCUCUUUCUGUAUCAAUCGAAUUCGAAACAUCAACAACCAUCGUCCUUUCAACAUUAUGGAUAGGAAAUAGGACCGCAGACGAAACCGCAGGCAUAAUGGUAUCCACUGCAAGUGUUCGAAGUGCCAGCAGCAGCACAAAUGCAGAAUCAAACACGUUGCGAUACGGUGCCAUUCCUCUAUCGGAGCGAACCUCCRCCUCGCACGCAACGCACGCAUCCAUGGAAGAAGCCGAGRACGCCUCGCUGUUGCUGGAGGAAGAGCGCGCAAAAUUCGACCCGCGGUGUGUCUUCGAGUCGGAGGYGUGGGGUACGGGGGUAGCGGGAAUGGGCGACGAAAUAUCAAAUCUGCUCAAGAACAUCGUCGGCAGCGGUGGCCUGUCGAUACCCGGCGGGAUCGCCACCUUUGCUAACKCGCCUUCCGCCAUCCUGCCCUCCGUCGUUGUGUUGUGGAUCAUGGGGUUKGUGAACGCCUACUCCUUUUCGCUCCUUGGAAGGAUAUGCGCAAUCACCAAGAGCCAUACCUACGGCAUGGCGUGGGAACGAACCGCCGGACGACGAUACGGAAGCCGGUCUCAGCUCUUUGUGGAUUGCGUGGUCUUCGGGAAAGCCAUUCUCGGGACAUGGUCCUUCUCGAUCAUUAUCGCGUCGACUUGCACCCCUCUCGUCCGGUAUGUGUUGUUUAGUACUACAAACGGGACGAUUGACAGCAACAGCAGCAGCAUACCCUUGUCUCCGAUAGAGAACGGUCGCCAUGUCGACAAYGAUAUGUUUUUGUACGAAGUGCGAGAGGUAUCUCCGGAUGUCGUCCUGGCAACAAUAACCCUAUUCGUGCUGUUGCCGUUAUGUCUGUCGCAGCGCCUGGGUUCCCUAUCGGURUUUAGCGCCAUUGGCACUCUAGGAACGUUUGUGACGAUUACGACGAUGCUGUUGCGCUUUUUCGACGGCAGCUACMAGGAGGGCGGGGAGUUUUUCGGUGAUUUGGAACCGAGGCAGCGCCCGAGUUUUGGCACGGAGAGGGGUGCCGCUGCCUUUUUCACGUCUCUGAAAUCCCUCACGCUGGUUUCGAUUCUGUCGACCGGAUACGUCGCCCACUACAACGCACCCAAAUACUAUUACGAACUGAAAGACCACACCACGGGAAAAUUCAACGUCGUUGUCACCUUUGGUUUUUUGUUUGCAGCGAUCACCUAUACACUCACCGCAACCCUUGGAUUCUUGACCUUUGGACAGAACUCGCUUGGAUUCAUUCUGGACAAUUACUCCUACCGAGAUCCGAUGGCGACGGCGGCUAGAUUUGGGGUUGCCGUCUCGGUAAUCUUUGCCUAUCCCUUGCUCUUUCACGGCGGCCGAGACGGGUUGUUGGAUUUGCUCAAAACCUUGUCGUCAUCGUCRUCUGCUUCCAAUACGCACGUGCGCGUCGAYGAUACUGCAGAUGCGGGUGCAGAUGCCGGUACAGGUGCAGAUGCAGAUGCAGAUACGAGCAGAAACACAAACACACUCUKGGUUGGUCAUAGUCGGACGGAAUCAAACGUCGUAACUGUUCUGUUGUUGUUCACCGUGACGUCCCUGGCCAUCUCCGUCAACGAUCUAACCUUUGUGCUAAGCUUCAGCGGUGCCACGAUGAGUUCAUUGAUUAUAUACAUCUUYCCACCGUUAAUGUUCUCGGCGCUGGUCAAAAAUUGUUGUUGUUACGUGAAUGAGGACACCGAUCGAGAAGURAAACUCGGCACUGCUAUGAUGAUCGCCGGGAUUGUUUUAGGGGUUGCCGGUGCCUACGUAGCGGUAGAGAGAGCUUUUUUUUAAAGUGCUGAUGAAAUCGAUCAGAAAAGAACACGAGAUAGCGAGGCAGUUUGACUAGAGGGAGAAUGACCAGAACAAUCUGCGUUUCGAUGAGGAUUUUUUAAUUGUCGCACUCCUUUUAUCGUAACUUGCUGUAGGGAGAAUCAAAAGAGACUUUCCCAUUUUACCCGGAGGUAAAGGGCAAUCCAUUCUACAAUUUGACCAACUAUGCGGAWUUUUUUGUUUUUCCASACCAGUAAAGACACAAAUACGAGUGUUCUUCAGUUGAAUGAGGUGGUAUGGAAUUCACCCUUAUAAURAAUUUGUCACUGACAUGCUGGUCUUGCUSGUMCUCACGAAGUUCGCCAUCGUCGCACUAAUCUUGUCGAUGGAUCAAUGGAUGUCUCGCUUAUCACUUCCCGGUGCACAGUACCAGCUACUGCAAUUCGAAAUAAAAUUAACCCUAGAAU
This is a messenger RNA of Pseudo-nitzschia multistriata, 2287 nucleotides long. The record is from the annotation of a GenBank genome assembly. Lineage: Eukaryota; Bacillariophyta; Bacillariophyceae; Bacillariales; Bacillariaceae.